Molecule: messenger RNA, 963 nt
Organism: Tarenaya hassleriana
Lineage: Eukaryota; Viridiplantae; Streptophyta; Magnoliopsida; Brassicales; Cleomaceae
Product: high-affinity nitrate transporter 3.1
Exons: 2
Coding region: 121-744 (207 amino acids)
Biological process (GO): response to nitrate; nitrate transmembrane transport
Cellular component (GO): plasma membrane
Molecular function (GO): nitrate transmembrane transporter activity
Source: RefSeq, a predicted model, not a curated record
AUCACCAUAUAUAAAGACCUCUAUGUGCAUCUCAUUUUCUUAUCAACCUUAAAUCAUCAACAAAAUCAUAUCUUCCUCUCCUCUCUUCAAAUCUUGGAGGAUAUUCAGAUAUAUACAACAAUGGCGAUCCGGAAUCUCCUCGUGAUCUCGCUUCUCGUCUGUUCUUUGAUCGGGACGAGCCGUGGAGCGGGCAAAGAGAAGCUCUUCACCGACCUCCAGCACACGCUCGCGGUCACCGCUAAACCUAGCAGGCAAGGCGUUCUUGACCCGGGGAAGGACAAGGUGAGCGUAACGUGGAGGCUGAACUCCACGGCCGCUCCGGGAAGCGACUCGGACUACAAGACGGUCGCCGUGAAGCUGUGCUACGCGCCGGUGAGCCAAGUGGAUCGGCCGUGGCGGAAGACAUCGAACGAGCUCUUCAAGGACAAGACCUGCCCUCACAACAUCGUGUCUCGCCCCUACGACGGGACCCCCCAGUCUUUCGACUGGACCAUCGAGCGUGACAUCCCCACCGCCUCGUACUUCGUCCGAGCCUACGCUCUCGACAGCAAGGGCGAGAAGGCCGCGUACGGACAGAGUACGGACGCUUCGAAGUCAGCGAAUCUAUUCAGCGUUCAAGCAAUCAGCGGACGCCACGCGUCACUGGACAUCGCUUCCAUCUGUUUCAGUGUCUUCUCCGUCGUGGCUCUCUUUGGCUUCUUCGCCAACGAGAAGAGGAAGGCCAAGUUGGAGCAGAGCAAAUGAGCUUUUUUUCAAGUCUUUGUGUGUUUGGUCGUGAACAACGACGGCGUUUACUUUGACUUAUCUUGUCUUUUUUUUGCAUGUUUAAUUUGGUUUUCCUUUUACUUUGUUUUUGUGUAAUAUUAUGUUAUUUUGUAUUCGAAUCCACGAAUCGUACGCUAUAUGUACUUAUACGUAUUACAAUUCAAACCCGUUGAAGAAAACAAAAUAAUUUUUGUAUAA